Microcebus murinus (gray mouse lemur) is the source of this 3152-nucleotide messenger RNA. RefSeq names its product U6 snRNA biogenesis phosphodiesterase 1 (gene USB1). The record is from RefSeq and is a predicted model, not a curated record. Gene Ontology annotation, biological process: U6 snRNA 3'-end processing. NCBI's taxonomy places the organism in Eukaryota, Metazoa, Chordata, Mammalia, Primates, Cheirogaleidae. Gene Ontology annotation, molecular function: 3'-5'-RNA exonuclease activity. Gene Ontology annotation, cellular component: nucleus.
CCCGACUCUGCACCCGAGGGAGGAGCUCGCAGAUGCUCCGGUCUUCUGGAAGUGAGCCGCCUCUCACUGCUCGGCUUGGCUCCAGGAGGGGUCCACGGCUCGACUUGGGGCCAGUGUGAGGAGGGGGCCCCGGGACCCCUGAUCCUGGAGCUCGGAGGGCGGGGAUCCCUGCUGGGGCUAGUGCGCUGGCCCGGGGCCGUCGAGCCUGGGAAGUGUGGUCCUGGGUGGCUGCAGACAGAGCAGCAGAGAGGCGAGGGGACAGAGCGAUCUGUGAAAUGGGCACACGAAGGCUGUGGCGGGUGCUCCGGGAGGCUCCAGGUGCCACCCCCUGCGAGCCGCGAGCCGGCGGCGCGGCCGGGGCGCGCUGACUCUCCUGCGGUCCUGCUGGGUCCCGGCCCCCGGCCCCGCCCCGAGGCGGUGCUAGCUCCGCCCCUGGGAGGGCACUUCCGGCGCAGCGGAACUCCGGGUGCCGGGUGAGGUUGCCGGUGGGUCGGCUCUGUGGUCUCGGACGAGGACCCAUGAGUGCGGCGCCCCUGGUGGGCUACAGCAGCAGCGGCUCCGAGGAUGAAUCCGAGGCCGGCGUGCGGACCAGGCCGGGGUCUGGGGGCCGCCGCCGUGGCCAGAGCCCCCUUCCCAGUCAGAGGUUUCCAGUACCUGACAGUGUACUGAACAUGUUCCCGGGCACUGAGGAGGGGCCUGAAGAUGACAGCGAAAAACACGGGGGACGGGUGCGCACCUUCCCCCACGAGCGGGGCAACUGGGCCACCCACGUCUACAUACCAUAUGAGGCCAAGGAGGAGUUCCUGGAUCUGCUUGACGUGCUGCUGCCCCACGCCCAGACCUACGUGCCCCGGCUGGUGAGGAUGGAGGCGUUCCACCUCAGCCUGUCCCAGAGCGUGGUUCUGCGCCACCACUGGAUCCUACCCUUCGUGCAGGCUCUGAAAGAGCGCAUGGCCUCCAUCCAUUCUCCACCUCCCACCAAGAGUUGCCUCCUUAGAACAAGAGACAUUUGUAUCACCCAGGAAAUUCCAAAGGAUUUAGGAGCUCUGCGUCAGGAACUGUGUAAAAGACCAAAUAACAGAACAAAAGAUGCUUUUAGCACCGCCACUGCUUAGGAAAUCACACAGGUUUUGGGAUCUCUGUGUCAUGAACUGGGGGCAGAGGCUUACAUAUGUAUUUCUUAUUUCUCUUCUGCAUACAGGUCAUGGUAGUGGUGGUGGCUCCCUCAGAGGGGGCUUGUGGGAGUGAAAUGAGACCAUGUGUGCCCCCAGUGUGGCGACUGGUAAAGGAUCAGACUUACCCCACAGCCUUUUCCCAGGUCUGUCCUCGCUGCAGGCAUCAGAGAUGUUGAGUGAUUGAGCAGGAAGGAGGGAGCCCAGAGAAUACCUUUCUUAGAGUCCUCCGGAUCCUCUGAAUGUUGGUAUUAGCCCAAGAAGCCCUCCAAGUGGUAGUUUUCUGACUCUGUUUGUAUCAGCAGAGCCUGUCUUCAAACCUGGCCCAGAAGCCUGAUGUAUAGAUGUGUAGGACAGAUAAAAACUGCUUCUAGCCAAAGCCACACCCACACAGCCCAGGAGGCCUGGAAUUCCGUAGAAUGUCUCUGCCCAAUUGGAAAACUGCCCAUUUAGUUGAAUCCCCUUCUGAGGACCAGAGAAGGAAAGAACUUAUCCCAAUCUAGUCAGUUAGCCAGAGAAUCAGACUAAAACUCAUCUUUCAACCUAGCCCAGGCCUCCUCCCUUUUUUGAUUGUCACUCUCAAACUCACUGGUCCAUAUGUAUGUUACCAAGACUGUCUUGACCACAGGUACCAGAAACCCAACCCAACAUGGCUUAAACCAAAGGAGAAUUUAUAGGCUGGUGUCACUAAAAGGUUCAGAGAUUGUACCGGCUUCAGGAUGAGUGGAUCAAGGUGACCAGAAGAUGUCAGAUGGCACCUGACUCCCACCAUCUCAGCUCUGUCCUUCUGUGGGGGCUUCAUUCUCACAGUGACAAAGGAGGCCACCAGCAUCUCCAGGCUGAUGGUCUACCAGCCUGGAAGGACAGCCCUCUUUUCUAAUUGGCUUCAGCAAAAGUCACGGGAAUGACACAUUGGUCUGACUUAGCUUCUGUGCUUUCCCUUUGUGAGUGAAGAGUUAACAAACCCUUUCCCCUUCUACACGAGAGCACUUCCCUUAUCUUGCUGAAGCUCUGAGCCCUAGAUAAAGGUGCAGCCGUGUUACUUAUGUGAAAAUGACAGGUGCCGGGCAUCUGGACUGGGAAGCCUGAGUGAACGGGGCCCCUGGUGGGAAGCCAUGGCUUUGGGCUUCCAUGAAUGCAGUGGUUCCUUCACUGGGCAGGAACCUCGCUGAGACCUCUAGAGACUUUGCCCAAGAGCCAUCACUAGAGGUCCCAGUGCCGUGUGUAUGUGGCUGUUCCCUUGCCCACUGGGAGACCAGAGAACAGCACCCGGGCCAUUGCGCUGGCUCCCUCUGAGGACAUGAUUCUGAUGUUGCCCUGUGGGUACACAGCGUUUCCUGCCUCGUGUCCUCAGGGAAGCCAGGCCAGGUGUGGUCUUUUCAAGUUUGAUUGUCUGGUUGAGCCUAAGAUGACCAAGAGUGGGCAGUGCACCCCCAAUUCUGUUGCUGCGACUGAGGAAGUGCCCUGCUCUGAAUGGCCAGGCCUGGGUCAGGGGCCCGCCUGCCUCUGGCGUAGGUUGGCGAGCAGCCCUCCAACACAAGGGUGAUGGGAGAAGGGGUAUUGGUUGGGCACAAACAUCCAGUGUCCACUCCAGCAUUUUGGCAGGCACCUUGUAGAACUUUUCCAAAAAUCUACACUUAACCAAACUCGUGGUGGUUCUAUCAUCUCUUACGAUUUCCCAGAAAUUGAUGCAUUCAGAGGUUGAAGGCUGUCUGUAGAAGCAGAAAAUUGACUGACUGACUUUCUGUCCGUAGAAAAGUUGUCAGAUGCUACCCAGCAUGCUAGUGUGUCGUUCUCCCUCAGAUGGGGUGAGACCCUUGGCCUGGGGGGUGUAAAAUGCUCUUUACUUGUGAUGGGACUUGCCAAGUUAGCCCAUGAGUAGCAGGAAGUCAGUCUGUCCCUCUGAGACCUCUAGUGUCCCACAGAACUCAGCCAGAACCAGCCAAAGUCAAAGCACUCAACCUAGUUGAACCUCACUGG